UACGAAGAGGAAGGGAGAUGCUUUCACUGCUUCCUCGAAUCGAAUUAACUCUACGAAAAGGAGGAUUGAAAUAUAAUUACGAUGAGUAGUAAAUAUACAUCGGGUACAGCAAUAAAUCAACCUUUAACAAGAGCAUGCGCGUUAUUGACUUUUUAUGGGAAACGCGGUGGUCAGUUCACUCUCGCAGAAUUUAUUGUGUGCGUCCGUCCCAUGGUCCGCUCGAUCAGUUUCAAGUAAUCACUAGUGCAAGAAAUAAAAUAGAAAAACAGACAUUUGCUCUGCUUUCAAUUCAAUGUGAUUUUUAAAUUGUAUUUCUCCGAAUAAUAACAUAAAAUAAUUUUUAUCUAAUUUUCACUAUGUUAUCGGGGAUACUCAAAGGAACGUUUCUAUGCUGUGAAAGUGAAAAUUCUACUUGGACCGAUAUAAUUAAUGGGAACAGAGAUGUUCAGAUCGCGUCUUUAAUACGGAUUAUAUAUAGAAUAAUAAUUCCCACGAUAGUGAUCAGUGGUAUUUUUGGUAAUAUUCUAAUACUUUUGGUGUUAUCCACUCCAACGUUUCGGGGAAUCGCAUAUUUAUAUUUGCGAGGAUUAACAUUAGCGCACGUCGGAGUUCUCGUCGCUUGGAUACCCGUAUUUAUUAGAUUAGGAUUUGGGAUGCGGAACAACUACCCGUCCGUCUUUUAUCAUGCUCAUUUAGAGCUGGUCGCUGUAAACACGUUCGCCAUAGCCGCCGUUUUAAUUAUGAGUUGCUUGAUCCUCGAUCGAUAUACUUUUAUCUUUUUCCCGGCCCGUAUCCGCAACAGAAACGCACGCAAGAACGUUCGCUCUUUCACCCUGUGCUCCUUUAUUGUCGGAUUCGCGGUAAGUGCACCGUUGACCAGUAUGAGAAUGGUGUAUGAGCAAUGGGGAGAUGCCGGAACUCUUUUUAUCUUGCGCGAGAAUAUUUCCGUGACACAAGGCGCGUUAUGGAACGCGUACAUUUGGAUCAUGGAGAUCGCGCUGCGACUUUGCCCGAGUAUGAUUCUUCUUUUACUAAACAGUUUUGUAGUGAAGAGAUUUUUGCAGCUAAACGCUAAGAAGAGAGAAUUUCAGUCGGUCUCAGAAAAGUUUCGCACCGCGAAUAUCCCUGAGACGUCUCUAUUAACUCGCAAUAAAGGAUAUAGGGAAGAACAACACUUAGCUACUUUGAUGUCAAUGAUGACGAUAUGUUUUAUAGUGACGAUGAUUCCAUCGAUAUUGAUACAAUUCGUAUACCACAAUAAUCAGGAAACUACUGAUAUGGGUUACCUCCUGUUUCGAGCCUUCGCUGUCGUCGUCGAGCUUUGUAAUUUUGCCGUUCACAUUUUCAUGUAUUUUUCGUGCAGCAAGGAAUUUCGUAAAGAAUUCUUUAAACUCGUUCAGAAUAAAUGCAGGAGUACUGUUGUGGAAGAGGAGUUCGAACGACCAAUUGGUGAAAUCGAAGAUUAUAGCCGGCAUGGUACAACAGUGCGAUUGACGCCUGAGCAGACGAAAUUGAACUCUCCGGUCUCACCGAGUAAAUUGCAUCCUAUGGAAGAAGACAAAGAGUCGGAAGUCUUAAACGCUUCUGAUAUCCUCUAACUUGUACACUGUUGUAAAUAAAGAAUUUUGCUUGUAAAGAACAUAA
Messenger RNA from Ceratina calcarata, 1644 nucleotides. Its product is annotated as putative G-protein coupled receptor B0563.6. The transcript has 6 exons. The coding region runs from base 357 to 1598 and encodes 413 amino acids. Gene Ontology annotation, molecular function: G protein-coupled receptor activity. Gene Ontology annotation, cellular component: membrane. Lineage: Eukaryota; Metazoa; Arthropoda; Insecta; Hymenoptera; Apidae. Gene Ontology annotation, biological process: G protein-coupled receptor signaling pathway. The record is from RefSeq and is a predicted model, not a curated record.